AUGACGAAGAGAUUGAAUUCCUAUUACCGAGAUAAAAAACGGGGUAAUGAGAAGGGAACAGAGAUAGAUGAAGAUGGAAAAAGGUGUGCAGUUUGCUUGGAAGAUUUCGAGGCCAGAGAGAAUGUGAGGGUGACCCCAUGCAAUCAUAUGUUCCAUGAGGAAUGUAUCCUUCCGUGGGUGAAGGAUCGCGGAGACUGUCCGGUAUGCAGAUUCGUGCUCAGCGAGCGCAUUAAACGGGCACCGUCUUCCAAUAACAGCACCCUGAAUGCGAAUGACUUGCUCCAGAUAGAUAUGAACUCGAUUGUCAGAGCUAUGGGGGAGGUUUUCUUGUGGGACAAUUCACUCUGA
Messenger RNA from Hibiscus syriacus, 348 nucleotides. Its product is annotated as E3 ubiquitin-protein ligase RDUF2-like. The record is from RefSeq and is a predicted model, not a curated record. Gene Ontology annotation, molecular function: ubiquitin protein ligase activity. Gene Ontology annotation, biological process: ubiquitin-dependent protein catabolic process. The coding region runs from base 1 to 348 and encodes 115 amino acids. The transcript has a single exon. Lineage: Eukaryota; Viridiplantae; Streptophyta; Magnoliopsida; Malvales; Malvaceae.